AUGGCCAGCAGGUCUCUUCUCUCUUUUUCGAGGCUUGUAGGAAGCCAUGUGAGAACAUCUUUCCUUCAGAAGCAGGCAUCUUUUCCUUGUCUAGCUAGCCGAAGUAAGCUCAUUAGAUAAUCGCUUCACCUCAUUUAGAAUGGUUUGCGACCGAGGCGAAACCAGCUGCAGCUGUUUCCGCAGCACCUGCUACUUCUCUUGCCAAAGGUCGCAUCGUAGCCGUCAUUGGCGCCGUCGUUGACGUUCAGUUUGAUGACAACCUUCCACCAAUUCUGAACGCGCUCGAAGUUCAGGGCCGAUCACCUCGACUUAUUCUCGAAGUAGCUCAACACCUCGGCGAAAGUACUGUGCGUACCAUCGCUAUGGAUGGUACUGAAGGCCUUGUCCGCGGUCAACAGUGUGUUGAUACUGGAUCACCUAUUAGCAUUCCUGUCGGACCGGAAACCCUUGGUCGCAUUAUGAACGUUAUCGGUGAAGCUAUUGACGAGCGCGGCCCAAUAAAUGCGAAAAUGACUUUGCCGAUUCACCAGGAAGCCCCGGCUUUCGUCGACAUGAGUACUGAUCAGGAGAUUCUCGAGACUGGCAUUAAGGUUGUGGAUUUGCUCGCCCCUUACGCCAAGGGUGGAAAGAUUGGUAGGUAAUAGUGUCGCAUCUCACGUCUGCCUAGGGCUCUUCGGUGGUGCGGGUGUUGGCAAGACCGUCAUUAUCAUGGAACUUAUUAAUAACAUCGCUCGAGCCCACGGUGGGUAUUCUGUAUUUGCAGGUGUGGGCGAACGGACUCGCGAAGGAAACGAUUUGUAUAAUGAAAUGAUAACUACUGGUGUCAUUGAUCUCAAGGGCAAAAACUCAAAGGUUGCUAAUUUUGGUUCGAGUUACUGUCUUAGGUUUCCCUUGUGUAUGGUCAAAUGAAUGAACCCCCAGGUGCCCGAGCUCGUGUUGCCCUUUCUGGCUUGACCGUGGCAGAGUAUUUCCGUGAUCAUGAAGGACAGGACGUGCUGCUUUUUAUUGACAACAUCUUCCGUUUCACUCAAGCUGGGUCUGAGGUCUCUGCCCUGCUGGGCCGCAUUCCUAGUGCCGUUGGUUACCAACCUACUCUGGCAACGGACAUGGGUACUAUGCAGGAACGAAUCACGACUACCAAGAAGGGCUCAAUUACUUCCGUCCAGGCCAUCUAUGUGCCUGCAGAUGAUCUGACUGACCCUGCUCCGGCCACCACUUUCGCUCAUCUUGACGCAACCACCGUCUUGAGCCGAGGCAUUGCCGGUCUGGGAAUAUACCCAGCCGUCGAUCCCCUCGAUUCGACCAGCCGCAUUUUAGACGCCAACAUCGUCGGCCAAGAACACUAUAGCGUUGCACGUGGUGUGCAGAAGAUACUUCAAGUAUGCCCUCUUGCUUAUAUAAUCUCUUGCACCCUGGUAGGACCAACGUUCUCUUCAAGACAUCAUUGCCAUUUUGGGUAUGGAUGAGUUGUCGGAAGAAGACAAGCUAACCGUCGCCCGUGCUCGAAAGAUUCAACGAUUCCUUAGUCAACCAUUCCAGGUUGCCGAGGUCUUCACUGGCCUAGAGGGCAAGCUGGUACCCCUUCAGGAGACCAUUAAGGGCUUCAAGAUGAUUUUGAAUGGCAUGUUCAGGUUUUUUUGUUUAAUCUAUUCUGUAGGUGAAAUGGAUCAGUAUCCGGAGACUGCCUUCUACAUGGUCGGUGGGGUCGAAGACGUCAUUGCAAAGGCUGAGAAGUUGGCUGCCGAAAAUUAG
Spirometra erinaceieuropaei is the source of this 1752-nucleotide messenger RNA. NCBI's taxonomy places the organism in Eukaryota, Metazoa, Platyhelminthes, Cestoda, Diphyllobothriidea, Diphyllobothriidae. The record is from the annotation of a GenBank genome assembly.